Molecule: messenger RNA, 1598 nt
Organism: Seminavis robusta
Lineage: Eukaryota; Bacillariophyta; Bacillariophyceae; Naviculales; Naviculaceae
Source: the annotation of a GenBank genome assembly
UGAAAUCUAUCAGGAAACCUCAUCCGAUCGCGGUUUCCCAAAGAGCGCAGAUAAAAUAUACCCUAUCCUUAACAGACACAAAUUACCCUUGUCUCUAUCAUCCUGCUGCCAGACAGGUCAGAUGCAAAUUUCAUUAAGCUCCUCAUGUCUGAAUGAUGCAUAAAUAUUUACUUAGACAUCUGCAUCCAACUAUUGUCGCAGAGUGGAAAUUGGGCGAGUAGGUCACACAAUUAAUUAGUCCGCGAAAUGUUGUCACCACAUUUGUAUGCAGCAGUUUUUGCUGCCAUCCUCCCAUCGACGACGACAGCAGGGAGCACCUUCCUCAUGAACUCGCGGUCUUACUUGCGACAUUCAUAGUGGCAACACUCCCACCAACAAAGCAAGAAGGACGAAGAUAACAAAAGACCAACAAUUGCUCCUACUAGAGAGUAUCGGCAGCUGCAUAGGUUAGCUGGUUGUUAGUUGAGGUUUUGUAUGUUAGCUAGGGUAUCAAGUUGUUCCGUUUCUGUGAAAUCUGUCGCUCCAUUACCAUCCGCCUUCCAACCAAUCUUGAGUUCGAGUCGACGGUCAUUUCUAUCAUCUACCAACCAGACAGCUUCAGACGUAUAUCUUAGCUUAGCUUAGCCUAGCUUAGACGGACAGCAGCAAGCCACCACCAAACAAUCAAAUUCAUCGAAGAUGGUCCCUGAUCCGUACAAAGCGCUGGGCCUCGCCCACGAUGCUACGCAGAAAGAAAUCAAAUGCGCCUAUCGUAAGCUGGCACUUAGUCUACACCCUGAUAGACUAACGAGACAGAACGCCACAGAGACAGAGAUGGACCGGGCCACCGCUGAGUUCGCCAAGGUAUCAGCUGCCUAUUCCUUGCUCACGGAUUUGGCGAGAAAGCGAGAAUACGAUCACAUUUACAAGUAUGGAGGGUACGACGACGAUGAGGUGGACAACAUUCUAGGACAAGGGGGCAAUCUCAAUCGAGGAACCAAACGACAACAACAACAGCAAGGAUCUUCCUCUUCCUUUGCAUCCUCACCGGAUCCUUGUGACCCGCAGAUGAAGAAAUCCGCAAGAGGCAUUGGAUACAGGUGUACAGAUCACUUUGCCUACAUUCUUUCUCAAGGACGGAGAGCCUCCACCUCUGUGGCCGGAAUAGAGAUACCCGCCCGACUGCACAUGUCCAGACCUCCCUCAGGCACAGGUGGAUUCAGGCUCUCCUUUAGCUCGGGACAGUUCACAACCACACCCAAUGGCGCGAAGAAAUACACGUCCAAAACGACGCAGUUUGUUGCCGGCAAGAAAUUCACAAGAGUCGAAACCACCGUCGUUCAUCCGGACGGACGCAAGGAAAUCCUUAUCGAAGGCGACGACUAUGUAGAACGGCGCACAACCCCGCCAACACGAACGAUACCUGGGAAUGUGACCCAAAAACACGGAGCCGACGGCGACCUGCCAUGGUAUAUGGAAGCCUGGCAUGGAAUCAAAGACAAGCUCUCCGCCUGUUACAGUCCCUGUAUUCCCGUACAAUGAAACAGUUACUAUAUCAUUAAAGGAACCGGGCAUUACUAGUUCUUGUAAAACAUAUAGAAGCAUCCAUAUUAUUAUUG